Molecule: messenger RNA, 3518 nt
Organism: Filobasidium floriforme
Lineage: Eukaryota; Fungi; Basidiomycota; Tremellomycetes; Filobasidiales; Filobasidiaceae
Exons: 6
Coding region: 1-3330 (1109 amino acids)
Source: RefSeq, a predicted model, not a curated record
AUGCCAUCCCGACUUGGACCUUCGGCGGCAUCAACCGCGGUAUGCUUGGGAGACGAGAUUCAAGAGAUCUCGGACGAAGAGCAGAGACAGAUGCGGAUCGAGCUGGAGCGCGUCAAGGAUGAACAUGUCGAGAAGUGGGAACUCGAGCUCGAGAAGUCGAGUGGAACUCGACCCAAGACCUCUCAUUCCAGGAGGAAACGAUACAAGGCAGAUGGUACAUCACUCGAAUCAGGAAACCCAGAUGACACGAAUAGAUCACUCGCAUCCUCGCGAGGGAGCGACCUGGCCAUACACCACUACCAGGACGCUGCUAGGGGUUCCGAUCCGUCUCCCAGGGCCUUUCAGAGGCUCGAGCUAGAUCUCGACAAGACACGUCUUCGUACCCCCUCCGCUACCAGUCAGAGCUCUAAACGAGCGAGCGAACUCUACCGUGUGACUUCAGGAACCACUUAUACGGACAUGGAGAGUGCGACGUCGGGGGGUCGAUCCACCAUCUCCGCCAGAAAGGAACGUCUACUCCGUCUGGCAGCAGAGAGGGGAGUGGGCAUCACGCCAGUGACCGACUUUGAAGAGAUGGAGCAUAUUCAAGAAGGGAUCGAGUCUCACUACAAUAUUCAAGGGAACAUUUCGCAAAAGGGAGAGCGGGUACAAGGCCUCUGUUUGGCCGACGAGUGGGCCGACGAGAUGGAGGCAGAAGAGAUGGAGGAAGAUUUCGCGUCAGACUUUCCUGUACCUCCCGGGAUGCAAGAUCAACCUGGCCUGACGGGUUUGGGGAUUCUGGGACCAGACAUGUUCGCCCAGCCCUUUGGCACCGGACAAGGACAGCAAAAGACGAAAUCUGCGGGUGGUUUGAGCCGCUUGAUCAGGAGACGGCGCAACUCGGGAACCAGCCAAGCUAGCGGUUCGACCACCAGCGCUCCCUCGUUCACCGCGAUAGGUCCGACGCCCGAGCCAUGGGUGACAUCUCCCCAGGUAUCGGUAGCUGCUUCUCAUCGCACUCAACAGACCAACCAAUCCGACACCCACUCUCGAACAGCUGCCAGCGAAAGAGGCAGCGACAAGACUUCGAGCAAGCGAGGUGCUCUCAAAGCGUUUUUCAAGGGUGUUUCUGGAAGCAGCGCUCCCAGUUCUAGAGGUAUCGAGAAUAUAGCUCGUCGAUCGGACAGAAACGGCCCGUCGGGGUUACCCCCAUACCCAGCGGCCCUACAGCCCAUCCCCAUCCUGAAGACCAGUACAUCGCUAUCGGCAUCUCGUUCCGAGGGAAAUCUUCCCGCUGCAUUAAGAGACCAAACUCGAGUCCCGGCUGCUCUUGUUGACAUCACUACUGAGCGAGAGGCCUCCAAGCCGUCCGGAAAGCAAGACCCGUCGGCUACUUCCGUAAAACAGACACAAAACCUCAAUCCCGAUCAGGAUCGAUCAAGGAAUGAUAUCACCCCUACAAUGGCCAAAUCUGAGAACGAUACCGACAACGAUGUGCCAGCGAUACCAGCGUUCCCUUGCGAUCUCAGAUCGUUACUGGAUGUGGUCGCUCACGCCGGUGUCGGCUGGAUACCAACCGAUGUUGAUGCGAGCGGUGCCCUCGGUCUAGAGACGGGUACUCCAGCAUUGCUCCUGUUGUCCGUUCGCAAGAAGCGGCCGCAAUCGCUGGACCUGUCGGAAACUUCCGUCAAGGCGCAGCUGGUUACAGUUCACCUUCACUUGUUCUCAUACACCGCUGCCGACGACAUUCUGGACGAGCCAGGUAGCAUGAACGGGAAACGAUCGAUCUCGUACAAGCUAAAAGGAAGGGACCGUACAGAACUCGCUCGGGCCCAGAUUACCUCGAGCACCGAGAUGAUUGCCAUUCUCAACGACGGAUUCACGAUCGCUAGCCCUUACGUAGAAGGCGUCCCUGCCGAAGACGGCUUGUUGACUGUUCGCUUCAACGGCUCUGGUCUGCACAAAGAAUGGCUCCUUCAACUCAAAACUAUCAUCGCGGAACUCGGAGCCUGUCAGGAUGGCCAAAUUUCCGCACCAGGAUCGGAUACCACGCCCGUCGCAGCCCUUCAAGCUCAAAGUGCAGUCCGGCCUGGCACAGCUUCGAGCUUGUCGCGUCGCAAUUCGGUGCCUUCCAGGCCGAAGCAGCGGUCCGACCUUUCCUCUGAAAGAAGCGGAAUGUCAUCUGUCGGACCAAACGUCGAGUCGCUCUUAUCUUCUGGGCAGCCCACCAUCAAUGGCAUACGUGACAGGCCUCAACGACGCUCGAUCUCGUCCAUCGAAAGUUCAACCCUGCCUUCCGUGGAAAAGGCUCGUCGACAGCCUUCUGUUUUACAACAAGCCAGGGCAGAGAUGCGAGCUGGUAGAAGCCCGACUCCCAUUCAGCCACGGUUUACCAACGCAGCCUUGUCUUCGGCCGAUCCGCCUCCAAGCAAGAUUCGACCAACGAUUAUCAUUCCCGGUUCAAAGGCACCGAUCUCGGCACCGCCUCUGCAGGUUCCCAAACAUGAACCGCCCCCCAAUCCAGCCCAACAUGGUUUACCUCUUGCCUCCCACACCCGAGACAACCGACUGAAUCCAUCAGGGAAUCGACUCUCGAAUGAUUCGAAUCUCGCCUCGUCGGCGGGUUUGACCCCAUCGGCAGGAGCGAUUUCGCCUGGCGUCUUGCACUAUAUUGACCCCGCCAAUGGACGGACGUACGAAAUUCCGCCCGGUAUGCUCGAGGCUUUUCUGGUGGGAUCUAGGAUGGUGGGAGAUGGAGGUGGGCUGGUGAACCCAGGCGCAAGGGGUGGUACGGUAGGAGAUGGACCAGUACCAGUCGGCGCGCUCCUGGAUCAAACUCUAUCCGGUGGUAGACAUCAAUUCGACACGCGCAUGGCGUACGAUGCCUCGACGUUGCCUACCCCGCCGUCUUCGACCAAGCUGAGGGCGAAUUAUAGGUUCGAGGACAACUCGUACGACAACCAAUCCGCUGCAUCCGUGCCGAUGAGCGAGCGGGUACGAAAAGAAUCUUCGACCUCGUCUGGCGUUUCGCCGAGUCCGCACCUGUUGCCCACGCCGUCGCCUUCGACCACCAUGACGUCUGACCUGGUCGACGACACACGCAGCAUGGGCACGUUUGGAACGCCCUCGUCAACGGCCGGAUCGAGCACUCAAUAUUCGACCGAGAGCAAGCGACGAGAAAGGAGGGGGAACUUGAGGGAUCGAAUGCGCCAGAUGAAGUCGCAACAUCAGGCGGCUGGCAAGACCUUGGAUAUCAUGGCAGAAGCAGAGACUGCCGACCCUUGGGAAGAACCUGAAGAGACGAUCAUGGACAAUGCCCCGAAGCGCGAUCCGGUCGUUCGUUUCGCAUGAGGGCAACAGCUUAGCGCCGUCGAUCACACGCCAUGUCAGGUCUGAAGAGCGUCAUCCUGGCUUACACAUCGGAAUGGCGGGCGGAAAGGAGAAAUUCUGGAAAUAUAACGGACGGAAGGAGGAAGAUACCGCCGGGAUUGUCCGCGGACGAAAUGGGGGGGGACUGUCACAGGCUACUGUGACCCGGG